Oppia nitens is the source of this 2770-nucleotide messenger RNA. RefSeq names its product beta-mannosidase-like. The coding region runs from base 40 to 2712 and encodes 890 amino acids. Lineage: Eukaryota; Metazoa; Arthropoda; Arachnida; Sarcoptiformes; Oppiidae. Gene Ontology annotation, biological process: glycoprotein catabolic process; carbohydrate metabolic process. The transcript has 9 exons. Gene Ontology annotation, molecular function: beta-mannosidase activity. The record is from RefSeq and is a predicted model, not a curated record.
UAUUAGUUUUAAAAGUUUAUUUAAUAUACAAUAUUUAUAAUGUUAGGCAAAUUUAUACUAUUUUAUUUGAUUAACUAUAUAUUUGCUGAUUAUUUGCCAUUAGAUGGAAACCAGUGGACAGCAAUUAAUCAAAAUAAAUCUAUUACAACAAAAGCAAGAGUUCCCGGUUCUAUAUAUUCUGAUUUAAGAAAUAAUGGUCAUCUCAAGGAAGGACUUCUUGUAGGUUAUAAUGAUAUCAACUAUAGAUGGGUUGCAAGAGAUAACUGGACUUAUGAGCGAUCAUUUGAUGUUGACUCAAAAUUAUUAAGUAAACAAGUGGUUAAUUUAGUAGCCCAUGGCCUGGACACUGUUAGCAACAUAUAUAUCAAUAAUAAAAAAGUUGGACAAAGUGUCAAUCAAUUUGUCAGAUAUAAGUUUGAUGUUAAGGACGUCCUUAAAGUGGGCACUAAUACCAUACGUGUGGAGUUUGAGUCGGCCCUACAUUAUUCAAGUCGUAUAUCUAAAUGGCAUUUUGAUACAUAUCAUUAUGAAAUAGUAGGAGAAUGUUUCGCAAAGGAAUAUCACGGCGAGUGUCACAAUCAUUUCAUCCGCAAAAUGCCGUCAUCUUAUAGCUGGGAUUGGGGACCGGCAUUUCCAACGGUUGGUAUUUGGAAAUCCAUUGGUAUUGAAGCUAAUGAUAAGGCAAUCAUUAGAGAUAUUACAGUUGUGACGACACCCGACAAAACAAGUGGCACUCAAUGGACUCUUUCAUUAAAAGCAUUUAUAGAGUCGGACUCUCGUAAAAAAAUUGACACUAAAAUAUCGGUGUCAUUGGAUGAUCACUUGCUAAUCACUGACCAAAAACACAGUCUUACGCCGGCAAGUGAUGGCACAGUUAAAGUAGAGUUUACGAUCCCUAUUAAAGAUAUGACAAUCAUUGCUUGGUUUCCCAAUGGAGUGGCAAAUAAUACUCAAAAAUUAUAUAAUCUUAAAGUUUCUCUCGGUUUUGAUGAUUCCAAAGAAAUGUCAGAACAAAGCAAAAGAAUUGGUUUUCGAACCAUUGAAGUCAUACAAAAACCGGUUAAACCUAUUGGACUUACUUUUUAUUUCCAAGUAAACGGUAUACCCUUUUAUGCUAAGGGAACCAAUUGGAUUCCGGCCAACAAUCUUCAAGAGGAUAUUACACCAGAAUAUUUACGUGAACUCAUGGAAUCGGCACAUAAAGCCAACAUGAAUAUGAUGAGGGUAUGGGGUGGAGGUGUCUAUGAGUCCGAUUAUCUCUACCAAUUGGCCGAUGAAUUGGGAAUUAUGAUAUGGCAGGACUACAUGUUCGCCUGUUCAUUAUAUCCAUCGUAUCCCCAAUUCUUAGAAACAGUAGAUCAAGAAGUACUGACACAAGUAAGACGUCUACAACAUCACCCAUCCAUUGCCAUUUGGGCCGGAAAUAAUGAAAAUGAAGUUAUGGUUAGAUUAGGAAAGAAAGAGGACUUUGAACGCCAUAAAAAAGAUUACAUUGAACUCAAUAUCAAUCACAUCCGCAAAAUAAUUCUUGAAGAAGACACGACUCGAACUUUUGUUGGUUCGAGUCCUUCCAAUGGUGACGAAGAGAUUAAAGAAGACUGGAUUUCAAAACAUUCAAGUGAUGAACGUUAUGGUGACACACAUUACUAUAAUUAUGACCGACCUCUUUGGGAUUGGAAGAUCUAUCCAAGUGGUAAAUUUGCCUCAGAAUAUGGAUAUAUUUCCUAUUCAUCAAUCGAGACAUUCUUGACUGUACUCAAUGAAACCGACUUAACGUUUCCAAUCAGUGAUGCUAUGGAGCACAGAGAGCAUCAUCCGGGAGGCACUAAAUCUAUUGAAAAAGAAAUUGGUUAUUAUUUUAAUCAUCCAUCACAUGGAGGUAUUGAGCGAUUUAAUGAUUUGGUAUACUUAUCACAAGUAAUUCAAGCAAUGGCUAUGAAAAUUGAGACAGAGUUUUAUCGGCGAAACCGUCAAAUCGAUGAAAAGACUGGUAAGGGUAAUACAAUGGGUGCUCUUUACUGGCAGAUCAACGACAUAUGGCCGGCACCGACCUGGGCUUCCAUCGAGUUCGGCGGCAAAUGGAAAAUAUUACAGUCUUAUGCCAUCGAUUUCCUCAAGAAUAAUAUUGUCAGCGUUUAUGAAGACAAUAAUCAAACACUUAAAAUUUCAUUAAUUCGAGACGAUUAUGGAGGGAAAGAAGUUUUUGAUUUAUCUCUUAAAGUUUAUAAGUGGUCAUCAAAUAAACCGGUUCAGGAGCUCAUUGCCAAAUGUCAAAGCAAUCAAGGCUUCUCAGCUGAAGUACUAUUUUCGCAUUCAAUUCCUGAUUUGUUGACCAAAUCUGGUUGUGCCGACCGAAGUGAAUGUGUUGUCAAAGUAGAUAUUCCUCACUUUCAGACAUCGAGUUUUAUGCUAUUAAAUGAACCAAAAAACUCGAAAUUAGUUAAACCAAACAUAAAGUUGGUUUCAGUGAAGAGAAAAUCACAUUUAGAUGAUAAACAACAAGUGUUUGACAUAACUCUUUCCAGUGAAGCGAUCGCACCAUUUGUUGGAUUGGAUUUUAAAUUAAAAUCUGGAAUAAAAGGAAAUUUCAUUGAAAACGGAUUUUUCAUAUUUGACGGAAUGAAGACAAUCACAUUUGAGACCAAAUCUAAUGUUACCGAAAAACAAAUCAAAGAUAAUCUGCUAUUUAAAACAGUGACUGAUGUGUUGUAAAUGUUAUGAAAAAAUAUUCAUUUCAAUAAAAUAAUUACAGUAUAAUUUUCAUAUAUAA